Molecule: messenger RNA, 1565 nt
Organism: Linum trigynum
Lineage: Eukaryota; Viridiplantae; Streptophyta; Magnoliopsida; Malpighiales; Linaceae
Source: the annotation of a GenBank genome assembly
ACGUCAAUACUUAAACAUUUAUACUUGAAUCUAAUAAAUAACAUCAAUAUUUAACUUUUAUACUCAUAAAAUAAAUAAUAAAAUAAUUUUUAUCAAUUAAAUUCACUAAAAUAAGGUCAUUUUACUUAGAGAUUUAUAUAUCGAUCAUGCCGGUCAUACCGGUAGUGUCACGCCGGUUUUAUGACUGGUACUGGUUGAACCAGGUUCAAUCGGUGGCACGCCGGCCGGCGUGACAAAUGUUGCUUUUAGGUUUCGCAUUCUUUUCAGUUUGAUUUAGCUUUUUAUGUGUUGCUCUAUUAGUUGAACUUGACAGUUGGAGAUCUGCAUGCUUCGACUACAUUAAUGUCACAGUGAGUCAGCACCCUUCUCUCUUGCUUUAAGCCUUUAACCCUUGAGAUUUCUAAGGGCGCCGCCGGCACCUGUUGGUGACCGGCGGCAGCCCAUCCUUCUUUCAUGUUUUUUCCCGUUUCUUUCUUCCAUUUUCCAGUUUCAUGUUUUGUUUUUUCAUCUCUUUGUUGUUGUAUUUCCAGACAUCGAUUGGCUCUGUUUUUCCCCUUUAUGGGUCUCCUUCUGCUCCUUAAUUGGAUUGAGAUUUUGUCCUCUGAUCUGAUAUAUCAGAUCUGGAGAUGUUGCUGAUCUUAGAUGCAAAGGAGGCCGGAUCUCUUUGAUUUUGGCUUGUCUUCUCCUCCUCUCUCUUUUUGUCUACCUCCUUGUUUCACCUUGCAGAUCUUGGUGGUCCGGAGAUGUGGCUCUCAGCUUUGGACUCGGAGUGAAGUUUUUGAAGACAGAAGGUCACCACCAUGGUCUGUCACCGGCCGCCCUUUCGACCAGAAGUUGCUCGCUUUGAUUUGUCGGUGUGGAGCUGCUGGAGUUUGGUCCGACGAGGAGUUGGUUGGAACUUUGCAUGCUGUUCUCGUUGUCCUCAGUUGGGGGUGGUUGGCUCCAGCUUUCCUUUCUUCGUGCUUGGCCGUCAUUCCAUGAUGUCGGGUGGUGGGAGGAGGGUUUGCUAGGGGCUGCCAACGGCGGUGAUGGUUCCAUGGGCAAACAUUAGGCAGCUAGGGUUUGUUUUCAGGACUAGGUUUGGGCUUUGAUUGGGCCCUAUUGGGUCUCCAAUCUGUUGUUGGGUCUUUGGGUUUGGGUCUUGAUCAUUGGGGUUUGGGCGUCUAAUGUUUGUAUAAUGUGUACUUUUUCCAUUGGGCUUGUCCCAUUUGCAAUCUAAAUGAAACUUUCAAAAAAAAAAAAAAAGAGUCAGUGACUUCUAUAUGAAAUGUCACUCAAAACAUGAGUGUGUGAUUUAGUUUGUUUCUUAUUAAGGACACUCUAAACAUAUACUUUGUUCAACUAUAUCAUUGAAUACUCUAAAGUCAAUGGAAAAGUCGAAACAUUUUAUCGUAUACUGAAGAUUGAUUAUGCAUGUAUGAUGUAAAACAACUCUUACCAUUGUUCUUCUUAGACGUUUUUAUAUCAAUACGAUUUCGUUUGAAAAUAUGUAAUUAUGUUAGUGUAGUUGGACAUUGUUCGUCAUUUUUAAAACUUCGUUAGUCAAAUACAUUAAAUACUUUCCU